CAUAUACGUAUCGAUGUUCCACUGAUAGUGCUGAUAUAUCUGCUAUUGAUAAAUAGAUAAGUGAGCGAGUGUAAAUCGUUGAUACAGCUCAGUAAAACAACAUACUCACAACAAAGAACAUUAAAUUAAACAUCAAAACAUUUGCACAAAGUAGUGAAAUAUAAAAUGGUGGAUUCUGUUAAUGGAAGAUUCGAUAAGGGAAUAGACAAUCCAGCUGCUACCGACGAUGAUGGUCUACAAGUCGCCUCGAGACCUGACUUAGUGAUAAGCGUCCAGCCGCAAACGCCUGGUCAUCGCGCCGAGCUGCCCGUGUCCACGGUGGACUGGCACACCGCGCCUCGAGGCCAGUUCAUCCCUGUGCAUGGUCUGGACUUCCUCAUAGGCGUCACCAGUCUCCUGAUUCAACAAACCGUUGAACUCAAUGAUCUGACAACAAGGAUAGAAUCAGAAAACCGUUACAUAGUACGAGUGCCAAAUGGCGAGGCAUUAUACAUCGCCAGCGAAAUGUCGAGUUCAACCCAGAGAUGCGUUUGCGGCAGCGGCCGGGCGUUCGUGAUGCACCUCCACGACAACACCAGGCAGGAAGCCAUGGUGCUGAAGAGACGACUGGCAGGCGCUUCGUGUUUAUUUCCUUGUAGACUGCAGGAGAUGAAAGUGGUGACGCCGCCUGGAGACUACAUAGGCCGCGUCCAGCAGCGGUGGACGUGGAUGGUGCCGCUGUACCUCGUCAGAGACGCCAACGAUAUGGUGCUCUUCGUGAUCGAGGGUCCUGCAGUCUUACAGAGAAGUGCCUUGAUGCUGUCUGAAUUUAGGAUAAUGACUGGCGACUCGCUUCGGGAAGUUGGCAGGAUAGCCCACGGCUGGGACAGAGACCUGGUCAGUUUCGUCACCACGCUGCAAAUUCCCGACGCUGCUGUCCAACCUAAACACAAAGCAUUAUUGCUUGCUGCUACAUUUCUUUUGGAAUACACGUACUUUGAAAGAACGAAAUCAAGUUGUUGCCGGUGUAGCUGUUUUUAAACAUGACCGCCAUAAAGAGACAAUAGUUAAGUUGGGAUAGAGUUACUAGUAAAUUAAGUUAUAGACAUAAGAUUUUAUACGCAAAAGAUUUGUUAUUGAGUAAAUGAUUUUUUAUACUAUUAGGUCAAGGCGUGUGUAUUGUGGAAUAAAAUAAUUUGUAAUUAAAUUAAA
Manduca sexta (tobacco hornworm) is the source of this 1191-nucleotide messenger RNA. RefSeq names its product phospholipid scramblase 2. Gene Ontology annotation, molecular function: phospholipid scramblase activity. Lineage: Eukaryota; Metazoa; Arthropoda; Insecta; Lepidoptera; Sphingidae. Gene Ontology annotation, biological process: plasma membrane phospholipid scrambling. The record is from RefSeq and is a predicted model, not a curated record. Gene Ontology annotation, cellular component: plasma membrane. The coding region runs from base 166 to 1020 and encodes 284 amino acids. The transcript is spliced from 7 exons.